Molecule: messenger RNA, 962 nt
Organism: Dromiciops gliroides (monito del monte)
Lineage: Eukaryota; Metazoa; Chordata; Mammalia; Microbiotheria; Microbiotheriidae
Product: elongation factor 1-alpha 1-like
Exons: 1
Molecular function (GO): GTP binding
Source: RefSeq, a predicted model, not a curated record
ACUCGUCCAACUGACAAGCCCCUUCGUCUACCCCUCCAAGAUGUCUACAAGAUUGGCGGUAUUGGUACUGUACCUGUUGGCCGAGUGGAGACUGGUGUUCUGAAACCAGGCAUGGUGGUCACCUUUGCCCCAGUCAAUGUUACAACUGAAGUAAAGUCUGUUGAAAUGCACCAUGAAGCUCUGAGUGAGGCUCUGCCUGGGGAUAACGUUGGUUUCAAUGUCAAGAACGUGUCUGUCAAAGAUGUCCACCGUGGUAAUGUGGCUGGUGAUAGCAAGAAUGACCCACCUAUGGAAGCAUCUGGCUUCACUGCACAGGUCAUCAUCCUGAAUCAUCCAGGCCAAAUCAGUGCUGGGUAUGCACCUGUACUGGAUUGCCUCACUGCUCACAUUGCUUGCAAAUUUGCUGAACUGAAGGAGAAGAUUGAUCGUCGUUCUGGUAAGAAGCUGGAAGAUGGCCCUAAAUUCCUGAAAUCUGGUGAUGCUGCCAUCGUUGACAUGGUUCCAGGCAAGCCCAUGUGUGUGGAGAGCUUUUCUGAUUAUCCUCCUCUGGGUCGUUUUGCUGUUCGUGAUAUGAGGCAGACUGUUGCAGUUGGUGUCAUCAAGGCAGUUGACAAGAAGGCUGCUGGAGCUGGCAAGGUCACAAAAUCUGCCCAGAAGGCCCAGAAGGCUAAAUGAAUAUUCUGUACAACACCUGCCACCCCAGUCUUAAUCAGUGGUGGAAGAACGGUCUCAGAACUGUUUGUCUCAAUUGGCCAUUUAAGUUUAAUAGUAAAAGACUGGUUAAUGAUUACAAUGCAUCGUAAAAGCUUCAGGAGGAAAGGAAUGUUUUUGUGGACCAUUUGUUUCGUGGCAGUUUUAAGUUAUUAGUUUUUAAAAUCAGUAAUUUUUAAAUGGAAACAACUUGACCAAAAAUCUGUCACAGAAUUUUGAGACCAUUAAAACAGUUUAAUGCGAAAAAAAAA